AUGAAUUACUCUUCAGCCAAAGUAUAUGAGAAAGAGCUCAAUGCCCUCAUUGCAGAGACAACCCAAACAAGUGAGCAAUUGCUUCGAGAACAAGAACAAAAAAUUGAGUCCACAUUAAAUGAAAUUAUUCAAAGUGUCAAGAGUAUGGCCCAAGAGAAUGAUUUGGUUCAAAUCACAUCUGAUUCCAUGGAUGACCUGGGAAACAAUACAAUGAUUAAUUUGGAGGAUUUCCAGAAAAAUAUUCAAUCAUCAACCAAACUAUUAGAAAUUUUAAAGCUGACCCAUUUAGAACAAGAUGCAUUGGAUUAUUUCCUUCGGUAUACCAUUACGUCGUCAACAACUCUUUUAGAAUUACAAUCUAUUCAGGACCCUAAGUUUGUCAAAUUACAAAAGGAAGUAACUUCUUUGGAAAAGGGUCAAAUUCAAAACCAUCUCGAUGAAAUUGAUAGAAUUAAAUCCGACAUAAACAAACUAAAUGGAAAGAUAUCCACUUCCACGAAUCAAUUAAAUCAAUUACAUCUGGAUACUACUAAUGAUAUUGAUGACUGUUUUACUCUUUUAAAAAAUUUGGAUAAUUUAGAAAAUGUUCAACUUAACCAACAAAAGACCAACUUAAAAAAUGAUCCCAUCAUGGAAACCUAUAAUGCCUGGCAAUCAUAUAAUAAAGAUAUCCAGAGAUUGAAUGACUUGAAGGAAGAGGAAAAGCAGUAUGGCAAAAGUUUGAAAAGAGCCACGGAACUUACCAAUAAUAGAAGUCAAUCGAAUGUUAGUGCGAAUAGUUCUUCCAAUUUAGCGGAGGAGAUGAAAGUCAUAAAUGCUCUCAAUAAACUGUUAUUCUCCAGUUUGACCAACAACAUUUCAAAGGAUAUUACCAAUUUCCUAAUAAACCCUGAUGACAAGUCGAUACAAUUUGCAGUAAGCAAUUUCCAAAUCAGAGUGAACUUGACUGAAUCAAACAAUAUACUGAAGAUCAACGUUUCUAGGUUGAAUGGUGCCACUAAUUUGGCAUGUCAGAAACUUACGAAGAAGCUGGGAGAGAAGUAUCUUCGAAAUGAUUCACUUUCCAGCAAUAAUAACCCACUUGUCAUUUUUGCGUUUAUAGACGAUGUGGUUAAAGAUACAGAAUCUCUAUAA
Molecule: messenger RNA, 1134 nt
Organism: Naumovozyma castellii
Lineage: Eukaryota; Fungi; Ascomycota; Saccharomycetes; Saccharomycetales; Saccharomycetaceae
Gene: KRE28
Product: Kre28p
Exons: 1
Coding region: 1-1134 (377 amino acids)
Source: RefSeq, a predicted model, not a curated record